UGAAUAGACGUCGUAUGUACAUACACAUGCGACACAAUGUCAAUGAGUGGACGAAUUCUUUUUCCGUGACGACAUUUUGGUGCACUUGUGAGAAAUGGGAGCUGAACGAGCUGAAGAUAGGGAUCGCAGGGACCGGCGUGAUCGUGACAGGGAGCGUCGGAGGUCCCGCUCGAGGUCCCGGGAUCGUCGUCGUGGCAGUCGUUCCAGGUCCCCGAACAAGAAGACGCGUUCAAGACGACGGAAGCCGUCGCUGUAUUGGGAUGUCCCGCCGCCGGGCUUUGAACACAUCACACCGCUUCAGUACAAGGCAAUGCAGGCUGCUGGUCAAAUCCCGGCAAAUAUUGUGGCCGAUACACCCCAGGCAGCUGUUCCCGUUGUAGGAUCCACAAUCACACGACAAGCACGGAGGCUCUACGUGGGCAAUAUUCCAUUUGGAGUUACGGAAGAAGAGAUGAUGGAGUUCUUCAAUCAACAAAUGCAUCUGUCGGGCCUCGCUCAGGCUGCUGGAAAUCCCGUUCUGGCAUGUCAAAUUAAUUUAGACAAGAAUUUUGCUUUUCUUGAGUUUAGAUCCAUUGACGAGACAACACAGGCCAUGGCAUUCGAUGGCAUCAACUUUAAAGGGCAGAGUCUGAAAAUUCGUCGUCCUCAUGACUACCAACCAAUGCCUGGGAUGUCUGAUUCUACAUCUCUCAAUGUUCCAGGUGUCAUUAGCACUGUUGUGCCGGAUUCACCACAUAAAAUCUUCAUUGGUGGUUUGCCCAAUUACCUCAACGAGGAUCAGGUAAAAGAACUACUCCUGUCUUUUGGACAACUUCGCGCUUUCAAUUUAGUCAAAGAUGCUGCCACAGGAUUGAGCAAGGGAUAUGCGUUUGCUGAAUAUGUUGAUUUCAGCAUUACUGAUCAGGCAAUUGCUGGACUAAAUGGUAUGCAAUUAGGUGACAAAAAGUUGAUCGUUCAGCGCGCAAGUGUUGGAGCUAAGAACACUAAUGUGGGUCAAAUAGCUCCGGUUCAGAUUCAAGUACCAGGCUUGUCUCUGGUUGGUGCAAGUGGACCUCCAACUGAGGUUCUUUGCCUUCUCAAUAUGGUUACAGCGGAUGAGUUGCGCGAUGAAGAGGAAUAUGAAGAUAUCCUUGAGGAUAUUAAAGAAGAGUGCAACAAGUACGGUGUUGUACGCAGUGUUGAAAUUCCACGACCAAUUGAGGGUGUAGAUGUUCCCGGAUGUGGAAAAGUCUUUGUGGAAUUCAAUUCCGUAGUUGAUUGCCAGAAGGCUCAACAAGCUCUCACUGGAAGAAAGUUUAGUGAUCGCGUUGUCGUGACCUCUUACUUUGAUCCCGAUAAAUAUCACCGUCGCGAAUUUUAAAUUUCGUCGCGAUUUUCUUUCUUUAUUUUUUUUCUCCUGCUUAAACAAUUCAAUAAUUUUAUAGCACACAUACACACAUUUUUUUCUUUUAGCAAAAGGAAGUACCUACCUAUUACCGUUCUUUUGUGAAUAAAUCAAGUUUCGUGGAUAUUUUCAUCCCUAUAUGUAUGAAGUUCUAUUUAAUAAAAAAUGUAGGUACCAAUUAAAUAAAAAAAACUCAUAAUUGCAUACAGUUUCAGAUUUAUUAAAAAGAUAUAGAAUGAUACAUAAAUUGAAGAAAAAACUCUUAAAAAAUUUCAAAGAAGUUAAACAAGACAGAUUUAUUCUAUAAUAGUUAAUAAGUAAACGGAAUAAUAUAAAAGUGUGAACUUUCUUUAACUAAUUAAUCGUCUUUUUCCUUUCUUUUUUUAUAUAUUGAAAGGAAGAGAUGAUAAAUUUUCAAAUAUUAUGUAGCAUUUGAAAGGUGAAAUAUAUAAUAAAUAAAUAAAAAAUA
Molecule: messenger RNA, 1853 nt
Organism: Lutzomyia longipalpis
Lineage: Eukaryota; Metazoa; Arthropoda; Insecta; Diptera; Psychodidae
Gene: U2af50
Product: splicing factor U2AF 50 kDa subunit
Exons: 8
Coding region: 95-1360 (421 amino acids)
Biological process (GO): mRNA processing
Cellular component (GO): commitment complex; U2-type prespliceosome; nucleus
Molecular function (GO): poly-pyrimidine tract binding; pre-mRNA 3'-splice site binding
Source: RefSeq, a predicted model, not a curated record